Molecule: messenger RNA, 1500 nt
Organism: Arctia plantaginis
Lineage: Eukaryota; Metazoa; Arthropoda; Insecta; Lepidoptera; Erebidae
Source: the annotation of a GenBank genome assembly
AUGUUUUUGGAUUUGGAGUGGUGGCAAAUUUGUUUGGUUGCUUUAAUAGCAUUUUUGGGAUUUCUUUUCACAAACUACAUCAUGAAAAAGAUUAAUGAAGCAAGAAUAGAAGAAAGAUAUGCUCGACUAGCCCAGGGACAAGACACUAAUCAGGGAACGCAAUACGAAGAACUAGGUUUGAAGUCAUUAGCAACUAAAGGGAAUGUACCAACUGAAGAAAAUAAACCAGCAAUGGCCAGACCCAGAAAACAAAUAUCUUUAACUUCAAAUAAAGAUGAAAGUAUUCAUCAAGAUUACAGAACACAAAAAGUAGCAUCGAUUCCUAAAGCAAAUAAUGCGGGGGGCUUAAAAGAAGUAGUGGAAAAAAAUGCAAAUACAUUACCAUGUACAGUAAGAAUAAAGCAAGAAAAGCCUACUGAUUUAACUUCUGACACAGCGAUUGAGCCAAAAAAUAAUAGUAUCAAAAACGCCAGUAAACACAUCUUGGCUAACAUAGUGUUUCCAAUCUCCGAAAUAGUACAAAAUUCAGAGGUAACAGCAUCAACAGAUGGAAUAACGCAUCAAUUCAAAGAAAAAAUAACUAAUAAAAAUGUUUUAUCCCCAAUCAAUAAUAUUGGAAUACAAAUUAAUGAAGCAAAUAGUAAUAAUUUUCAAAUAUUAGAUAGACCAGAGAAUAAAAUUAUUCAAAAAAUCAUAGAUAACAGUAGCUUAAAAAGUAAUGAGAUGGAAACUAAUAUUACUGAAGCAAUAAAAUAUGAGUUGCCAGAAAUAUCACAUAAAAUAGAAGAACCCAUGUUUGGAAUAGACAGCGAAAUAAAGAAAACAGAGAACGUAAUAAUUGAAAAAGCUAGCACUGACUACAACAAUCAAACUCCAGAAACAUCAAAAAAUAUAAACAAAUCACCACUACUCUCAAAAGAAAUAUUGCCACAAGAAAAAAAAGUUUCCAUUAAAAAUUCAGAUUUUUUAAAAACAGAAAUAUUACAAGCGGCUGUGGAAACACUUUCCCAGAAAACAAGCAUUAGUUCCCUAAUUAAUAGUUUCUCAAAUGUGAAAGCUACGAAUACUCAAGAAAUUGCACCGCCAGACGAGCUGAAAAAAGAUGAUAACCAUCCAUCAACGACUAUUGGGCUUGUAAUGUUAGAUGUAUCCCAAAAAGUAGGAUACUCGUUAUUUCAUAAUACAAACGAUUUUAAAUAUAACAAUGAACAUGAAGUUACAAACGUAACCAUCGAAAGUGCAAAUAUAAAGGCAACAGAAAAUUCUUCUUCUUUGACAAGUAGUAACUUGGACACAAAGAGUUCUAAUAUGAAGAAUAUUACUCUUGCAAAAGACGUUGUUGUGAAAAUCACUACAUCUGACGCUGAUCCUCAAACAUCAAAAUUGAAAAAGAAAUCACGGAAAAAGUUAACUCCCACUUUAGGUGACAGUUCAAAGACCAAGUACACCCGAAACUUAAAAAGUUUUUGGGAAAUAUUUUUAAGUUAUCGCCGUAGCUAG